UGUGCAGGUUCAGUAUUUCAGUGGGAGAAGAUAGAGCCCACAGUGCAAUAUGGAUGUAUCAUUACAACCACAUCAUCUGUUCUUUGAUGAACUGGUGAAGGAAGUUCCAGAUUCAGAAUUUGGAUUUGUCCAUAGGAAGUCAUGCUUCCAAACAUUUGACCUAGAUGGGGACAAUCUGUUGAGUGCUGCAGAAUUCUUAGAACUCUGCCGUGCUUUAUUUCGAACUGCAAAUUCUGAGUUCUAUGGCCUUGAUGCUCUUCAGCUUGUUGAAAUUUUCACCCUCUUCGAUACCAACAAGGAUGGCUACAUUGAUUCACAAGAAUUUGUUUCAUGUUGGGAGAAAUGGAUUCGUGUAAUUUGCUACCCACGGUGUGUACUUCUGGUUGUGGAUGUGCAGAAUGAUUUCAUAUCUGGAACAUUGGCCCUUCACCGUUGUCCUGCUGGUCAUAGAGGGGAAGAGGUUGUACCAGCAAUCAACAAAUUGGUAGAGACAAUUCCAUUUCACCUGGUGGUAUAUUCCCUUGACUGGCAUCCACAGAACCAUGUGUCCUUCAUUGAUAAUGUCCAACUUCGUGACAUUCAUCCCACUUCCAAGGUGUGUGGAGAAGCUGCCAAGGAGUAUGAUACUGUGGUGUUUUCUGGGCCACCACCAAUGGAGCAGAAACUCUGGCCCCGGCAUUGCGUUCAAGGCUCCUUGGGAUCACAGCUUCACCCUGAUCUCAAGGUGAAAGAUGAUGCAGUGUUUGUGCAUAAGGGUGUGAAUCCAGAGAUAGACUCAUACUCAGCAUUUUGGGACAAUAACAAGCUAUCUCAAACUGAGCUCCAUGAGGAACUGACGAAAUGGGAUAUCACUGAUGUCUUCUGCUGCGGCAUUGCAUAUGAUGUCUGUGUUGUUGAAGGAAGGGAGAGGGGACAGUCACAGAGUCCCAUUGAGCAGUAG
Darwinula stevensoni is the source of this 940-nucleotide messenger RNA. The record is from the annotation of a GenBank genome assembly. NCBI's taxonomy places the organism in Eukaryota, Metazoa, Arthropoda, Ostracoda, Podocopida, Darwinulidae.